This is a messenger RNA of Laetiporus sulphureus 93-53, 662 nucleotides long. RefSeq lists its product as uncharacterized. The transcript has a single exon. The record is from RefSeq and is a predicted model, not a curated record. Lineage: Eukaryota; Fungi; Basidiomycota; Agaricomycetes; Polyporales; Laetiporaceae. Bases 135 to 413 code for a protein of 92 amino acids.
GCUUGUGAGUGCGAUCAUGCACAGAUCAUGGCUCGACCCCUUGGGAGAUCGAUGGUCAAAGUGGGUCGACCCCAGUCAUCCGGUGGUUAUGGGAUGAUAACCGGGGUUAAAGCCAACGUUGGUGGAUGAGGAAUAUGGCGCGGAUGGGGUGUGCUCUUUGUGUACUCAGCGUACGAUCUCUCUUACCUUUGAGCCUGCGCUCGCGUCACCCUACCCGCAUAUAUGAUGCUCAUCUGAUGACCGACGUCCCCACAGGCUUGCGAAUAUUGCAGGUACACCUUAGCCUUGCUACGGAAGGACCUUCGUCUCGUAAGUAUCCCAUCCUGUCGCCGGCUUCUUUUCUUGUGGGAAAUUCCUGGGACCGUUUACGCGCUCAACUCGCUGACGUGCGGGUGAAGGCUCAAUAUCUCUGACCUGAUCCCGGUCAAGGACCAGGUCAAGACCAGGGUCAAGGGGUCAGAGCACGACUUGUGCGUGAUCAUUGGGCUAUGCGUACCCAGUGUACGAUAUCUCUCUUACCUUUGGGCCUCCGCUCGCGUCACUCUUACCCGCAUAUAUGAUGCACAUCUGACGAUCGACGUCCCCACAGGCUUGCGAAUAUUGCAGGUAUACCUGAGCCUUGCUACGGAAGGACUUUCGUCUUGUAAGUAUCCAUCCUGUCC